AAUCAGCCAGUGUUCUUCCAUGACGCCCAGGCAACCAGCCAGGAACAAGGAUGGCCUAACCUUGCCCACGGGGCGCGACGUCACCAGGUUAAAGACAUUCUUGGUCUAUAAAGGAGACAUUCUGUUUUAUCUCCAAACAUUAAAAAAAAAUUUAGCUGGAAGAUCGGAGCUGUUUGAGACCAAUCAAUUAUACCAUAAAUGAACAAUGGCGCCGACGAAUGAAAGACAUUUGAACGAUACCUCUAGUAAGGCCUCAGAGAGCCCUGCGGAGCCCAAGGGGAAGAGGCCCCCAGUGCUUGUGGACGGGGUGACUCUGAACGGCCCCACGCUGGACAUCCGGGAAGCAGAGAGCUUCCUCAGAGAAGCCAUGCCCAUCAUCAUGGAGGAGGCCGUCUGGAAGGCUACUGACGUCAAGGAGAAGGUGUGUGAGUGGCGCUCUCCGGAGCAGCUGAAGGACCUAUUAGACCUAGAGCUGAGGGAAGGAGGCGAGGCACACCCCCAGAUACUGCAGCGCUGUCGGGAUGCCAUCCGAUACAGUGUCAAGACCGGACAUCCUCUCUUCUUCAACCAGCUCUAUGCAGGCAUGGACCCUUAUUCACUAGUGGGUCGAUUCAUCACAGAAGCUAUCAACCCCAGUCUGUACACAUACGAGGUGGCUCCAGUGUUCCUGCUGACAGAGGAGGCCGUCCUAAAGAAGAUGAUUGAGAUCAUUGGAUGGCAGGAAGGAGGGGACGGCAUCUUCAGCCCAGGUGGCUCUGUGUCCAACAUGUAUGCUGUGAACGUGGCCAGGUACCACCACUGUCCUGAUGUGAAGGUGCUGGGCCUGUCUGCCUUGCCUAGACUGGUCAUGUUUACAUCUCAGGAGUGUCAUUACUCUGUUUCCAAAGCAGCAGCUUUCCUGGGAAUUGGCACCAACAAUGUUUAUGUGAUCCCGUCGGAUAAGAGAGGGAAGAUGAUUCCAGCGGAGUUUGAGAAACAAGUACAGAGAGCCAAAGAUGAGGGAGCGUUGCCCUUCAUGGUGAACGCCACAGCAGGGACCACCGUACUAGGGGCCUUCGACCCGCUGGAGGAGAUAGCUGACAUCUGUGAACGACACAAUCUCUGGAUGCAUGUAGAUGCAUGUUGGGGAGGAGGAGCCCUGAUGUCUAAGAAACACAGAUACCUGCUACAGGGAAUUCACAGAGCCAACUCAGUAGCAUGGAAUCCUCACAAGAUGCUGAUGGCUGGUCUACAGUGCUGUGCAUUCAUGGUUCGGGACAAAACGAAUCUUCUGCAGCGGUGUCACUCGGCCCAGGCCUCCUACCUCUUCCAGCAGGAUAAGUUCUAUGAUGUCAGCUAUGACACGGGAGACAAGUCCAUUCAGUGUAGCCGUAAGCCCGACGCCUUCAAGUUCUGGCUGAUGUGGAAAGCCAUCGGCACCAAGGGUCUGGAAGAGAGAGUGGACAGAGCCCUCGCUAUGGCCAGAUAUCUGGCCGAGGAGAUCAAGAAGAGAGAUGGAUUCCGUCUUGUGAUGGAGCCUGAGUACACCAACGUCUGUUUCUGGUACAUUCCUCCCAGUCUGAGGGACACGGCUGAUGGACCUGAGUUCUGGAGAAAGGUCCAUGCGGUGGCGCCAGUGGUUAAGGAGCGCAUGAUGAAGAAGGGCUCUAUGAUGGUAGGCUACCAGCCCCAUGGAGACAAGGCUAACUUCUUCAGACAGAUCAUCAUUAGCCCUCAAGUCAGCAGAGAAGACAUGGACUUCCUGCUGGACCAAAUACACAGCCUGGGGAUGGACUUAUGAUCCCACGGAGAUACGUCCAAAAUGGCACCCUAUUCCCUCAAUGAGCCCUGGUCAAAAGUAGUGCACUAUACAGGGAAUAGGGUACCAUUUUAAACAAAACCCAUGGGUCAUGUUCAGUAGGCACGAAAACAGGAGAUCAUGUUUUGAAACUGAGUGAAACGGAAGAGGUGGUACCCCAAACGUCCUAUAAGAAGUUUGUUAACUUGUUGUCUUAUUUGGUGCCCCGGGGUUGUGCAGAAGCCUCAGCAAGUCAUCCUUCCAUUGGCCGUCUCCAUAAAGGGGCUCCAACGAGUUCUUGUUUCUUCUGCUCACUAUGGAUUCCAUUUGUAAAUCUGAGGACCGGCAGUGUGUCAGUCCAUGAGACAGUAGACUCAGUAGCUCGUUGACGGUUUGAGGAUUCAACCUCUUUAUUGGAACCAAUUUCAGAUAAAUAAAAAAAACUCAAAGUCAUUAUCCUUUAUGUUGAUGUGCUUUUUUUAGGGUAAUAUAUAAUACUGUUAUAAUAUAACUGCUGUUAGAAAACAAGGCGUGCAACUUUUAGUAAAAGCUGAAAUAUUUGAAGAGAUUUUAGGAGAUACGAUUUUAAGCGAUACCGAUUGAUUGUAAGAGAUUUAUAUAAAUCUUAAAAUAUGUAUUUUAUUUGAUGAGAUUAAUAUAUAAUAUUUAGAGAAUACUGAUGUGUAAUAUCAUGAAAGAGCUUUAAAUGUAUUUUAGUUCUUUUAUUUUCAUUUUGGAUUUUCUCUUUUGAAGAAUUUUCUUGCACACGGCAUUAACUUUUAUGAUUUUAAAAAUAAUUUUAAAAAAUGUAGCACACCUAGUGUUUGGAUACUGUGAGUCCACCUCCAUAAAUCAGACCGAUCUUAAAAUGGCUACCGUUGUUAUGUUUUAUAAACGGUUUUCUUUUGCAACACUUUACUUAAAGCCAACAGAUGAAAUGCUUUCUUACUUGUUUUAAACUGACUCAAAAUGCCUGUUAUUUAGUCAUUGCUAUGAGACGAUAAUAACACAAUUUAAGUGGUCAAACCAGUCUUAAUGCAUUACAGCUGAUUUAUAAUGCAUUAUACCAGCUUUAUAAUGCAUUAUACCAGUUGGCUUAAAAGGAAGGUUUUUUUUUUUGUAGCUUGCCAUCGAAGAGAACAGUGUUUACUUUAUACAUGUAUGAAGUACUGUGUACAAUACUAGGAUACGUGGAUUCUGUACUAUACAUCAUAUCAUAUUCUUGCAAGACAUUCUGUUUUCUCCUGUUGUUUUGUUUUGUUCCAAUAGCAUUUUGUUCAGAUAUGUUGUCUGAAAAAAAAGCCUGUAUGUGUUUUUUUUUGUAGAUGGAUCAGCACCAAUGAGGUUUCACUGAGAAUUAUUUAUUUUCUUUAUCUGUGAAAAUAAAACCAUUUGUUUACUGAA
Molecule: messenger RNA, 3181 nt
Organism: Salmo salar (Atlantic salmon)
Lineage: Eukaryota; Metazoa; Chordata; Actinopteri; Salmoniformes; Salmonidae
Source: RefSeq, a predicted model, not a curated record